Daphnia magna is the source of this 907-nucleotide messenger RNA. RefSeq names its product dnaJ homolog subfamily C member 30, mitochondrial. The transcript is spliced from 2 exons. The record is from RefSeq and is a predicted model, not a curated record. NCBI's taxonomy places the organism in Eukaryota, Metazoa, Arthropoda, Branchiopoda, Diplostraca, Daphniidae. The coding region runs from base 171 to 830 and encodes 219 amino acids.
UUGAACGCUGAUUUCGAUUUAGUCAUCGAUAUUUUCCUGUUUAGUAUUACCCUCUUCAAAUUUCAAAGAGCAGACUAAAGUGUUUCGUAACAAGUCGACAUGCUAAACAAAUAAUAAAUAUUGGCUAACUUAACUUAAAUGUUUGCAACUUUGCUUCUGAGUAGGUGAUCAUGUUUGUUUGUUACCUUGGUUGUUGGACCGUCAAAAGUUCCAGAAACAGUACAGGCGCUCUCUCGAUUAGACCUUUACGCAGGUUUCUAUCUUCGAAACAAACUCGACCUCCAGUGAAUCACUACGAAAUUCUGGGAUUGACCUCCAAGUCUACACAAACAGAAAUCAAAGCUUCGUUUUAUAAAUUGUCAAAAGUUUUCCAUCCAGAUGUGAGUGACCAAAGUGAAGAAUCUGCUGUCAAAUUUAGGCAGAUCUCUACUGCUUAUGAAAUCCUUGGAAACCUGAAGCUUCGUAAAAUGUAUGAUAAAGGACUUCUGCCACGUGAUGGUUCCCUUUCCCAUGGAGUUGAUGUGGUGUAUGAAGAAAGUGAAACAAAAUCACCAUUUAAGAAGACUAGAUCACAACCAGCUACAGGACGAACAACAGUUUAUGACUAUGACCAAUGGUCUAGACUUCAUUAUGGGACUACAUUGAAUAGAAGAACUGUAGCAAAAGAGAGAUGGCAGGCUAAAAAUAAUGCAAAAAUAAAUGAAACUGAAUUUAAAAAAUCAGACAAUGCUAUUGCAUUUGUUUUAUUAGGCAUAAUCAUUUUGGCUGGACUCCACAUGGUAGGAAAAACUAACUAUGAUGAAAUAAAAGAAAAUUACAAGGGGCCAUAAUGUUUUUUGGUUUGUGUACAGUUGAACCAACUAUUGAUGUUUGUAGGCCUUUAAAUACAAGACAAAGAAAAACAGAA